AGGCGUGGCGGCCGGCAACUUGGAGGCUUUGCUGCGGCCACACUAGCAUGGAUCUUUUGUAGCGUCUCCAUGAAUCUCCCUCAAUGGCGAGUGUGGUGUUUCGAAGAACCCAUGGAGUCCAAACCCAGCUUGACCUUAGUAGGAAUGUGGAGAACCUGUGUGUACCACAGGGAAAACAAUUCUGAAUUUUUAAGAGUGUGUUACCAAUAUACCUACCAGGACACCUUCAUUCCUUUGAAUAUCCGUGUUGCUCAACACCUACUACUGAUCUCCAGCAUUCUCGGCUUGAUUGCUACGAUUUCUGUCAUUGUUGCACUUUGGAAAUUGUACACAGGAAGACUCCGGAAGAAAAUCACUCACAAUCCAUUCUUCGUCCCCGGGAUUCUGAAUAUCAUUGCUAGCGUCUUAGUCUUCAUUUCCACCCUGUAUAAUUAUUUAUCCAUCAUUCGCAAGGAUGGAAUUGCUUUCCCCCCAUAUUUCCACAUACCCAACAUCCCAGAUAACCAGAAAGUUGGUACUGCCCUGGCAAUGGCAACUCUUUCUUCAUUCUUAUUUUUAGUGGGUGGCACAAUCUCCAUUUCUUUCACUCUUCCCGAACGUUCCCGACCUCAGUCUUCUAUCUAAAAUAAAUUGCCAACUUACAUCAACUUGAAAAUCCAAAAUUAAAAGAAGUAAUCACAAGUAUUCUACAGACAACUACAUAAAAUUUCCAAUUUCAG
Messenger RNA from Cricetulus griseus (Chinese hamster), 719 nucleotides. NCBI's taxonomy places the organism in Eukaryota, Metazoa, Chordata, Mammalia, Rodentia, Cricetidae. The record is from RefSeq and is a predicted model, not a curated record.